Jaculus jaculus (lesser Egyptian jerboa) is the source of this 4667-nucleotide messenger RNA. RefSeq names its product NFE2 like bZIP transcription factor 1 (gene Nfe2l1). Lineage: Eukaryota; Metazoa; Chordata; Mammalia; Rodentia; Dipodidae. Gene Ontology annotation, biological process: regulation of transcription by RNA polymerase II. Gene Ontology annotation, cellular component: nucleus. Bases 613 to 2925 code for a protein of 770 amino acids. The transcript is spliced from 6 exons. Gene Ontology annotation, molecular function: RNA polymerase II cis-regulatory region sequence-specific DNA binding; DNA-binding transcription factor activity, RNA polymerase II-specific. The record is from RefSeq and is a predicted model, not a curated record.
GGUGAGGCUCGCCUGGAAGGGUGGGUCGAGGCCAGCCCGGCCGCACUUGUUCGCCGGCCGUCCCUGAAGCCUGCAAGCUGACAGUGUGGGCAUGGCCAUUUGGUCCCAGCCGGACUCGGGUUUCUUUGGAAACCCCCCUGGUAAGUGUGGAGGAGGCGGGACACCCUGACCCAAGACAAAAGGCCUGUAGCUCCAGCCAAAGAAAAUAAACCUUAGGAGGGAGAAGGAAAAAAAAAUCCAUCAGCUGUUCCUGAGAACAGCCUGCAGUGGAAUCUACAGAGAGAACAACUAAUGUCAGUAAGGAAGUGACUGUAUGUGGACUGUGGAGACAGUAAGUCGCACAGGCUGGGAGAGCCUGGACUGGGUUAGGAACAGUUGUACUUUCAGAGGUGAGGUGUCAAGAAGGGAAAAGUGAAUGUGGUCUGGUGUGUGGCCUUGGCUCCACGGGGUGUGCUUUCCUCUGGGGCCAUCAGGGAGUUCAGCCCCUGUGUUCUACCAGGGGUGGGGUACAGGGUCUGGCACUGAGCUGGCUGGAGCAGCAGAGCAGUGGCUUUGACUUGUCUUUUGGAAGAUUUAAAAACAAAAAAGCAUAAACAUUCUGGUCCUUCAGCAAUGCUUUCUCUGAAGAAAUACUUAACGGAAGGACUUCUCCAGUUCACCAUUCUGCUGAGUCUGAUUGGGGUGCGGGUGGACGUGGAUACUUACCUGACCUCACAGCUUCCCCCGCUCCGAGAGAUCAUCCUGGGGCCCAGCUCUGCCUAUACUCAGACCCAGUUCCACAACCUGAGGAAUACCUUGGAUGGCUAUGGUAUCCACCCCAAGAGCAUAGACCUGGACAAUUACUUCACUGCCCGCCGGCUCCUCAGUCAGGUGAGGGCCCUGGACAGGUUCCAGGUGCCCACCACUGAGGUAAAUGCCUGGCUGGUUCACCGGGACCCAGAGGGGUCUGUUUCUGGCAGCCAGCCCAGCUCAGGCCUCACCCUCGAGAGUUCCAGUGGCCUCCAAGACGUGACAAGUCCAGACAAUGGGGUGCGAGAAAGCGAAACGGAGCAGGGAUUCAGUGAAGAUUUGGAGGAUUUAGGAGCUGUAGCCCCUGCAGUCAGUGGAGACUUGACCAAAGAGGAUAUAGAUCUGAUUGACAUCCUUUGGCGGCAGGAUAUUGAUCUGGGGGCUGGGCGUGAGGUUUUUGACUACAGUCAUCGCCAGAAGGAGCAGGAUGUGGAUAAAGAGCUGCAAGAUGGAGGAGAGCAAGAGGACACCUGGGCAGGCGAGGGCGCGGAAGCUCUGGCCCGAGACCUGCUAGUGGACGGAGAGACUGGGGAGAGCUUCCCUGCACAGGUGCCUGGUGGGGAGGACCAGACGGCCCUGUCCCUGGAAGAGUGCCUUAGGCUGCUGGAGGCCUCCUGCCCCUUUGGGGAGAAUGCUGAGUUCCGAGCAAACGUUGCCAGUAUCACAGAAGCAGUGCCUAGUGAGAACGAGUCCCCAGCCCUUGAGAACAGCCUCUUCUCACCUCUCCUGACGGGAACAGAGUCACCAUUUGAUUUGGAACAGCAGUGGCAAGAUCUCAUGUCCAUCAUGGAAAUGCAGGCCAUGGAAGUGAAUACAUCAGCAAGUGAAAUUCUGUACAAUGCCCCUCCUGGAGACCCUCUGAGCACCAACUACAGCCUUGCCCCCAACACUCCCAUCAAUCAGAAUGUCAGCCUGCAUCAGGCAUCUCUGGGGGGCUGCAGCCAGGACUUCUCACUCUUCAGCUCUGAGGUAGAGAACCUGCCUGUAGCCAGCAGCUCCACACUGCUUCCACUUGUCCCCAGCAACUCUACCAGCCUCAACUCCACCUUUGGCUCUACCAACUUGGCAGGGCUUUUCUUUCCACCCCAGCUCAAUGGUACAGCCAAUGACACAGCAGGCCCUGAGCUGCCUGACCCUCUGGGGGGUCUGUUAGAUGAAGCUAUGCUGGAUGAGAUCAGCCUUAUGGACCUGGCCAUUGAGGAGGGCUUCAACCCUGUGCAGGCUUCCCAGCUUGAGGAGGAGUUCGACUCGGACUCAGGCCUCUCCUUGGACUCCAGCCAUAGCCCUUCCUCCCUGAGCAGCUCUGAAGGCAGCUCUUCCUCCUCCUCGUCUUCAUCAUCUUCUGCUUCCUCCUCUGCUUCUUCCUCCUUUUCUGAGGAAGGUGCAGUUGGUUAUAGCUCUGACUCGGAGACUCUAGAUCUGGAAGAAGCUGAGGGGGCAGUGGGCUACCAGCCAGAGUAUUCCAAGUUCUGUCGCAUGAGCUACCAGGAUCCUUCUCAGCUCUCUUGCCUGCCCUACUUGGAGCAUGUGGGCCAUAAUCACACAUAUAACAUGGCACCCAGUGCCCUUGACUCUGCUGACCUGCCACCACCCAGCACUCUCAAGAAAAGUAGCAAGGAGAAGCAGGCUGACUUCCUGGACAAGCAGAUGAGCCGGGAUGAGCACCGAGCCCGCGCCAUGAAGAUCCCAUUUACUAAUGACAAAAUCAUUAACUUACCUGUGGAAGAAUUCAAUGAGCUGCUGUCCAAAUACCAACUGAGUGAGGCCCAGCUGAGCCUCAUCCGGGACAUCCGACGCAGAGGCAAAAACAAGAUGGCUGCACAGAACUGCCGCAAGCGCAAGCUGGACACCAUUCUGAAUCUGGAGCGCGAUGUGGAGGACCUUCAGCGUGAUAAGGCCCGAUUGCUUCGAGAAAAGGUGGAAUUCCUGCGGUCACUGCGGCAGAUGAAGCAGAAGGUACAGAGCUUAUACCAGGAGGUGUUUGGGCGACUGCGUGAUGAGAAUGGGCGGCCCUACUCACCUAGUCAGUAUGCGCUCCAGUAUGCCGGGGACGGCAGUGUCCUCCUCAUUCCUCGCACGAUGGCUGACCAGCAGGUCCGGCGACAGGAGAGGAAGCCAAAGGACCGGAGGAAGUGAGCCUGGGGAGGCAAGGGGUGGACGCUCACUAAGACUAAACUGGAGAAGGGCUGGGCCUGGACCUAACCAUGGGGACUCAAAUGCCUUCUUAUCCAAUAUAUCUUCUCAGAUGGGAUGACUGCGGGUCAGUGCACAGGAAGAGGUGGGCGCGGGCGCUGUCUGGCUCAACUUCCCCACUAGGGGUGGGUGGAAGUGUCCAGAUCAUUUAUUUGAGUAGCUGGGGUCCCCAGUCCCCCUUUCUCAUGAGGGAAGGGUAGUGCUGGUGUUGCUGGAGGUAGAGGAGCUAUAUGGAGUGAAGGGUGAUGAAGACGAAGAGAGAUUUGUAAGAGGAGAGGAAGUGAUGGGAAGUCUCAUUACUGGAAGGAAGAAAGGACCCCCCCCCCAAAAAAAAAAACAAAAAACAUUCAAAGCAGUCAGAAAAUCAAAGGGAAGGUGAAGGUGGGCCUUAGCCAGGAUUCCAGGCCCCAGGUGUGACUCCAGUGGACCUAGGUAGUUACUGGUGUGAUAGAAUCAGGGAGGGCUUUGUAACUGUGUUCCUUGUACUUUGCAUCCCUUAAGGGAAAGGAGCUCCUGUAAUGUUUCAGUUACUGAAAUGGGAAUCUGUGGGGACCCAGCACUGACUCUUCAGGCCAGAGAGCAAGGGUACAGAAAAGAAUGAGGCCUGUGUUACAGCAGCCCUAACACCAAGCAUGUCACUCAACUGCUCUGCCACUGCCACCACCCUCCAGGCUCUAGCCACCCUUAAGCUGAGGCCCCCAAUGUCCCCAUCAGAGCCUGCAUGGAAAUGCUGUACUCUUCCCCCUACCCCCUAGUUUGUGGUCCCCACCCUCACAGGCUGCUUGUAGCUCUUGGGAGUGGGGUGCUGCACUGGCAGUGCUCGACUGGGUCCGCAGCUUCCUCUGCAGAGGCUAAACAGGGCCAUGCUGUGGAGGGAGCAGCCAACACAGCCACCUCAGGCAGUGUUCAGCACAACACUGGGGAUGAGUCUUCCUCAGGCCUCUCUACCAACACCUGGGCUUGUAACUGGGGGGAAAAACCUACAAACCCCAGCAACAAAAAACUAGUCCUCUUAGAAUUUCUUGCGCUUUCUUUAUUUUUUUGUUUGUUUGUUUUUAGGGCUUGUGCCCUGUUUCACUUAUAGGGUCUAGAAUGCUUGUGUUGAGUAAAAGGAGAUGCCCCAAUAUUCAAAGCUGCUAAAUGUUCUCUUUGCCAUAAAGACUCCGUGUAACUGUGUGAACACUUGGGAUUUUUCUCCUCUGUCUUGAGGUCUUAUCUGCUUCAUUUUUGGGUUUCUUUCUGGGAGAAUGAGAGGUGUAUGUAAUGUGUGUUGUCCCCUCCCCCCAGCCUUAGGCAGCUUCUUCACAGUCCCAGUUCAGCCUGGGCUUCUGGAGGACAGCCUGGGGAGGCAGAGAGGGGAGCACCAAGGUGGCCAGAUGAGAUGGUUCCAGGACCACAGUGUCUUUAUUUGUAACUUUGCCACUGAUGCCCCUACCCCUGUCCAGCUCUGGAGUACUAUCUGGCCCAGACUAGGAGUGAGUUGGGGGGAAGAAGCACUGAUUCUCCUCCCUUUGGGGGAGGGGUUUCCUAACUGAGCAGUAGGGAUAGAAGUGUGAGCCUGGAAGUGCUUUUUAUAAAUUAUUUUCCUUGUAGAUUUUAUUUUUAAUUUAUCUCUAUGACCUGCCAGGGAGAGGAGAGAAAAAGAUGCUGUGAGCACAUGACAAAAUAAAAUAAAAUAAAAUGGA